Molecule: messenger RNA, 1665 nt
Organism: Penicillium digitatum Pd1
Lineage: Eukaryota; Fungi; Ascomycota; Eurotiomycetes; Eurotiales; Aspergillaceae
Product: TPR domain protein
Molecular function (GO): protein binding
Source: RefSeq, a predicted model, not a curated record
AUGGACCAGCCACUUGCCGAGGACUACUAUAACCUAGGUGGCUACCGUCGCAAUGUGAGCACAACAAACGAAGAUGCCCAGCUCUGGUUUAGUCGAGGCUUGAUCUGGGCGUACGCCUUCAAUCACACAGAAUCUGCCCGAUGUUUUCAAAAGGCCGUCGAAUUCGACCCGACAUGCGCCAUGGGAUACUGGGGCUUUGCCCUCGCCCUGGGCCCUAACUAUAACAAGCCAUGGCAGCUCUUUGACGGAGAAGAUCUCUCUGCUACGACAACUCGCGCGCAUCGCGCGAUUCUGGAGGCAAAAAAAUACGCUCACGCCGCGACACCUUUGGAGAGUGCUCUUAUCGAUGCACUGCAGUACCGAUACCCGCAAGAACAGCCCGUACCGGACUGCACAGAAUGGGACAAAAGCUACGCCGAGGCAAUGACAUCAGUCUACCAAGACUACCCGGAUGACCUCGAUGUGACCGCGUUGUACUGCGACGCGCUGAUGAACCUCACUCCGUGGGGUCUAUGGGACGUGAAGACUGGCAAAGUUGCACCAGGCGCAAAAACACUCGAGGCGAAAAACGCGCUAGAUAGGGCUUUAAAACGAGACGAGGCCCGCAAUCAUCCCGGUAUCUUGCAUCUCUACAUCCAUCUGAUUGAAAUGUCCCGCACGCCUGAAAUCGCCCUGCCGAUAGCAGGCAACCUGUGCGGCCUUGUGCCUGAUGCUGGCCAUCUGGAGCAUAUGUCCUCCCAUAUUGAUAUCUUGUGUGGCGAUUACCAAAGGGCUGCCAUGACCAAUACCGAUGCAAUCCGCGCGGACGAGAAGUUCCUCGCCAACCAGCCCCUCGGCCAUUUCUAUAUUCUGUACCUUGCCCAUGAUCAUCAUUUCAGAAUGUACGCUGCGAUGAUGGGCGGCCGGUCGCAGCUCGCACUUGAGUCAGGGGCUGAACUUGCGCGAAUAAUUACUGAACCUCUUCUGCGCAUCACGUCUCCGCCCAUGGCAGACUGGUUGGAAGGAUUUGUCGCGAUGCGAAUGCAUGGAUUUGUGCGUUUCGGCCGCUGGGAGGAUAUCUUUGCUGUGGAGUUGCCGGAAGAUGCUGGGCUGUACUGUGUCACCACUGCGAUGAUUCACUAUGCCAAGGGCGUCGCUUUCGCUGCUACCAGCCGUGUUUUGGAAGCAGAGGCAGAGCAAGAACGGUUCCUACGGGCAAUGAAGCGUGUCCCGGCUUCACGGACGAUCUUCAAUAACCGCUGCGUCGACAUACUACGUGUUGGUGAGUCGAUGUUGGAUGGCGAGAUUGCGUAUCGCCGUGGCGAAUACAAUGUUGCGUUUUCGUAUCUGCGGGACGCUGUUAAGAGAGAUGAUGAGUUGCCGUAUGAUGAACCGUGGGGCUGGAUGCAGCCAGCUAGACACGCGCUGGGGGCGUUGUUGCUGGAACAGGAUCGCGUUGAGGAGGCUGCAGCUGUGUAUGCUGCAGACCUUGGGGUCGAGGAUGAUCUGCCUCGUUCUUUGCGGCAUCCGGGUAAUGUUUGGGCUUCGCAUGGAUAUUAUGAGUGUUUGGUCAGGUUGGGUCGGAAACGUGACGCGCGUGCCAGGUUACAGCAACUAAAGCAUUCUCUGACUUGGACGGAUGUGCCUAUCAAAUCGUCAUGUUUCUGUCGGCAGAGCACUGCGUGA